AUGUCGACGCCCAUCAGUACACCGGCGGAGAGUGGUGCCAUGCAGCAAACGCCCGCGUCUGCUACCGCAGAUGACAACAGCAUGAGCGACAUUCCGCGUCGAUCAAUGCGAGUCAAGGUACUGUACACGUUCGACGAUCAGAACAAGUCAAACUGCCUGGCCCGACUGCCGAACGCGUUCGACGUCCCCGUUGUCUCACUCGACGAGAACACGCAAGUAGGAGUCAUUGAGCUUAAGACAUGCAUCCAGGCAAUAGUCUCUUCAAGUCCCGAGCUCGUUGCGAAACUGGGCCAUGACUACACCGUCUACGCCUACGACUUUUCCGAAUACGAGACGCCUCUAGUCGGGCAAGGAAUGCUGUCAUGGAUCCUUGCCUCCGCCUCCUCGACACCCAAUGCUCCUGCCGACGAGUCCCAGACCAUGGUCACCGGUCGUGUGUGUCAAAAUAUGCAAGGACUUUUCGGGAAAGGCUUGAAGGAGACUUUGGAGGUUAAGCUGAAGCUGGUGCCUGUCCCAACAAGCAUGCAACAUGAAUAUGUCGAGAACAUGGAGAGAUACCACAGCCUGAGUCAGCUGAUGCCAGAAGGUUUCGACUACAAUGCCUGGUCCGACUUCCUGAAAGAGAACCCCGCCUUGAGCCAACUUGCCCAGCCAAUGCCCACAAUGCCCGGCCACACUUCUCAGCGCUCGUCUGUCGGAGGGUUUGAGCCAUUCCAUCAGAUGCUCACCCGCAACAGCCCGUCACAGGAUCCUAUGCGGACCGACUCUUUCUACGACCAAUCGAAUUUGUCAUUCAACACACAGCCGACCCGUGCCUCUAGUCCAGCCAUGAGCACCCUUUCCUUCCACCACUACCAGUACAACCCAGACUCCCGACCAGCAUCCCGCGCAUCUGUGCGAAGCGACGUCAUCCCGCCGCAGCACUAUCAAAGUCAAGAUCAGUACAUGUUUGAGCAGCAAGAGGAGGGCCCUCCAAAAAAGCGCGCCCGUAUCAUUCAGACGAAGAGGCCCAAGAAGACGCCAUUGACGGCACACAACGAUUCGCUUCGUGUGACGGCUAGCACAGCGGCAUCUCGCGGAAGUCGUCGCCUGCCAGCUCCCAGUGCGUUACGACAUGCAUCCAUGGACCAAAGCCAACCGUACAUGUCGCCAUAUGAUCCAAGCAUGUUUUCCGAUACCGCCGUAGAUUCGACAGAUGACGAGAGAGGAGAGAGUCCGGGAGACACACCCAUGGACAUGCCUUCCUCUCCUCCACUCGCACCUCAACGUACGGCGUCCCCUGAUCCAUCCAGCCCACCUUUACCUACCCUACCGCUGCCCAAUGACUCUGGUUUCGUUAGUGACAUGCCACUAGGUCUGGAAGAGGACGGCAUGGACUUCGGAAGUAACAUCUGGGACGGCAGUGACUUGCCCGUUGCCACUGAAACCCGCAUACGCAGACGCCAGGACCGAUCAGGUAACCCUUGGCAACAGGUCAAUCCAGGCCCUGUCGACCGAUUACCGCAAUCAUAUGUACCGAAGCCGAAGCAACACUACCGUAAACCUUUACCGCAGCAGAUUGCACAAAGUAUCGAGCAGCAGCCGAAUGCUCAUGGAAACUCACCAGACGCGACUGCUUCACAUGUUUCGCCUGUCAGUGAGGUUGAUGCACAUGUCUAUAGCCGCUCUGCAACUCCGAACCUGCCUCCGCAGAAGGCUAAAGCGUCCAGGGGCAAGGGACUCUCGAGGUCUCAAACAUGGUCGGGAACAGGCGAGCCCAUGUCAGAUGCUCCUAUGCCAUCGGACUCUGCCAAUCCUCGAAGUGGAUCCGGUGCCAGACGAAAGAAGUAUAUCAAAGAGAAGAUGGAGCAAGCCAUUGCUGCGGGCGAACUACCACCACACUGCAAGAACUGCGGAGAGAUCGACACACCAACUUGGAGGAAGGCUUUCACCCGCGUUGAAGAAGGCACGCCAAAUGAUAUUGAAAUUUCCAAGGAUGCAACAGGGACGGGUAUCAUUGCUUACGAAGUCAUUGAACCUUCUGAAGAGAAUGGUGGGCUCCUAUCCUAUCGAGUCUUCAAGAACAAGGUCACGCGCGAGGAACUAGACGGCAAGAAGUUUGAGGAUCUUAAUUUGUGCAACCCAUGUGGGCUGUGGCUUAUCAAGAAGGGCUCAAUGCGGCCACGGAAGCUCUGGGACAAGUCAGAUCGUGGAACGAAGCGCAAACGCCAGACAACAGCUGCACGUACCAAAUCAAUCAGCAUGGAUGACGGCCCAGCGUCGGACGCCCCUGUACCGCACUCUGAGCCGAUCAUGCCAGAAGAGAGUGCGGGAGCCAUCCCGACAGUUGAUGGUAGUGCGGAUCCUACUAUGCCCCCUCCGCCACCUUCUCUCGGACGGGCAACCAGCUGCAUGUCAUCGAUAAAUGCCUCUGAGUUGGACAAGGAAGCUGCAGAAGAAGCAUUGAGGCGAGCUAUUCAGUCAAGCCCUGCAGGCGUUCGAGGGAGCAGACAUUCUCCCAUUGAUGUUGACCCUGACUUGACGCCAAAGCCAACGCGCCGACUACUCUUUCCUUCGCCACGUAAGGACGGCCAAGCGAAGUCUCUGUCACCACAUCCACCACAUCCUCGAACGGUUUCAGAUGAUGGCAACAGGGACGUCGUACCAGACAGGCCACGGUGCCAAAGAUGUAAAAAGUUGCAUCGGGCCUGUGAUCGAGAACGGCCGUGCAACACCUGUGAUAACGCGGGGAUUGGGUUUGACGGUUGCGUUCCCUCAGCGAUGCCGAGAACUAACUGGUUCGAGACGCCUGUUGUACAAAUGGCCAAUGUUGAACAGGAGAACCCAGAUAAGGAGAACUGCCCACCGCCACUAGCUCAAGAAGAGGAUGACCUUGCGCACCUUUUUGAGGAUUCAGCAUCUCCCAAGACUACGCCACAGAAGGAUAUGACGUUUCAAGACUUACUGAAGACUCCGACUCCUGGCUCGCGCCGUAGGAACGCUCUUACUCCUAGAAGAGAGACGCCCUUCACUCGACAGCUCAACGCCAUGCUUUCAGACGGUGGCAACUUCUCAUCUCCAUCUCAAGCUCUUGACUUCAACAACUUCCCAACCUUCAACACUCCAGGACGCCAAUAUGCUGACUUCAUGAACGACGAAUUCCUGUCUAGCGACAUGGGCAUGCAAAGUUCGCCACCCAAAAACGGCACACUAGGUCUCGGCUUCGAACUCUACGAAGACCCCAUCACCUCGACGACUGGCCUGUGGAACGGCGCAAGCAUGUUCGGCAGCGACUCCAUGUUGCACAGCUUCGACAACGAUGUAAAGAUGGAAUUGAACAAUGGCCAGGAAACCGCUGCGUUGCUUAAGAUGAACGUGGGCGGUAUCACCAUGGACUUUGCCGCCAUCAUCGAGGAAGUGGUGGCUAAUAACAACGGCGAACAACAAGACACCGAGACGGCGAUAAGUCCUGAGGAUCAGAGUCAGGGGCUCGGACAAACGCCUGAGAUGCAACUUGCUGAGUAG
Molecule: messenger RNA, 3504 nt
Organism: Parastagonospora nodorum SN15
Lineage: Eukaryota; Fungi; Ascomycota; Dothideomycetes; Pleosporales; Phaeosphaeriaceae
Exons: 6
Coding region: 1-3504 (1167 amino acids)
Biological process (GO): silent mating-type cassette heterochromatin formation; rDNA heterochromatin formation; regulation of transcription by RNA polymerase II
Molecular function (GO): zinc ion binding
Source: RefSeq, a predicted model, not a curated record